CCCUCCCACUCUGAAGUGGUACUGAACUCAAACCGAGCCUAAGUUAAGUGAGCUGACACAUGCAAUGGAAAAUCGCCAUUAGGUACCAAAACUGAGAAGGUCAUGGAUAACUCUAGUCCAAGAACUGAAGCGCCAGCAAUGGAGCCCAGCGCCAAGCUGUUUUGCUGUGGUUUUAUAAGGCGUUGCAUACCUCUGGUCUAUAGAGAAGAACUGUACCACAUCAUGCGCAUGACUGGACCCCUGCUUGUAUGUCGGUUCUUGAAUUUCCUCCUUUUCUUUGUGGUGACAAUGUUUUGUGGACGCCUGGGGAACACGGUGCUAGCGGGCUAUGCCAUGGCUUCGGCUACGAUCAAUGUAACAGCUGCGGCAACGGGGUUAGGACUAGUUUUGGCCUGCGACACAUUGGUAUCACAGACGUUUGGAAGUAAGAAUCUUCUCCGUGUAGGUGUCAUCCUACAAAGAGGCAUCUUGAUUCUGACGCUCUUCAGUCUGCCCUGCUGGGCUUUGUUGGUGAACACACAGCCCCUCCUCCUCCUGUUGGGGCAAGACCCCGAGGUGGCCAGGAUAGCUCAGAUUUAUGUGGUUAUGUUUCUGCCAGCGAUUCCGGCCAUGUUUCUGUAUCAUCUGCAGCUGUCAUAUCUUCAGAACCAGGGUGUGAUCAAGCCUCAGAUGUAUGCAGCUGUAGUAAUAAAUAUUGUAAAUGCGUUGGUAAACUACAUCUUGCUGUACUGGUGGGAAUUUGGAGUUUAUGGGUCUGCCGCAGCAAACACCUUCGCUCAGGUUUUCAGCUGCUUUUGUCUGUUUUGUUUCAUUCGCUGUCAGAAGCUACAUGAGAAAACAUGGGGAGGAUGGUCAUCUGAAGCCCUGCAGGAUUGGGGGUCCUACAUGAAGCUGGCCAUACCCAGCACGCUCAUGACCUGUUUUGAAUGGUGGAUCUAUGAGGUUGGAGGUUUUUUAGCAGGAAUGCUGAGCGAAGAGGACCUGGGUGCUCAGCAUGUGGUUAUAAUGCUGGCGUACAUCAACUACAUGAUCCCAUUAGGAAUGCAGGGUGCAGCGUGUAUUCGUGUGGGAAACGCACUCGGUGCUGGGGAAACAGCUGCAGCUAUCCUCACCAGCAAAGUAUCUUUAAUCUGUGCAGCUUUACUGGCAAUCUUUCAAGGUCUUAUUUUGGCCUCAACAAAAACAGUGAUUGGUUAUAUGUUCACAUCAGAUGAGACCAUAGUGGAACUAGUGUCUGAGCUACUGAACAUCUACUGCCCUCUUCAGUUUUUUAAUGGACUGUUGUGUGUUGCCAUGGGCAUACUAAUCGGCACAGGACAGCAGAAAAUAGCGGCUAUUGCUAACCUAUUUGGUUACUAUUGCAUUGGACUCCCAUCAAGCUUUGUUCUGAUGUUCACCGCAAACUUAAAAGUUGCUGGCUUUUGGUUGGGUCUCUUCAUUGCUGUGUUUUUGCUAGCAAUUGUUUUCAUAGUGGCCAUCUUCAAAUUAGACUGGAAGAAAAUGACAGAGGAGGCAGUUAAGCGAACUGGAAAUAGUUCAAAUGGAGUAUUGACUCCCAACCCUGAGUUUGGCUUGAACCACCGCAACAGCUUCUACCAGGCGGUCCUGAAUGCAGAGAAUGGGAAUGGAUAUGUGGUGGUGAGCUCUCAAGAUCGAGAAGAGGAACCCACAAGUACUGUGAUAGAGGACGGGUCAAGAGAAAGUAAAGAGGAAGAGAAGGCCACAGAUCUGCUGUCAACGUCUCAGCUCAUCUUAAGAAGGGGUCUGACCACUCUGGCCACACUUCUCAUUCUGGCUGUAGGGGUUGUUGUUCAUCUCAAAGUGCCUCUUCCAGAAGUGUCUCAUUGGGCAAACUUUACUCUGGACUCAAACCUAACUACAGCCACCACACCCAUCUAUUCUACAAUUAUACUUUAAAACCAGGACCUCACUGUGAAUGUUUUAUAUCUUAGCAUUCUGUGCAGCAUUUUUAUUAUUGAAAUAAUGGUUACAUUUUACUGUGAUGGUCUGCUUCAGACAUGUAGGUGCAACAAAAGUACUCUCAUUAGGGUAUUAGUAGAGUAUUAGUAGACUGUUAAGGUUAGCAGAAUAAGUUGACAUACUUGCAAAGUUACUAGUAAUCAGUAGAAAGUCUAAUGGGACCAUCACGAAAAAGUGAUACUAAAGAAUAGCUUUCUGCCUUGGUUACCAAAUGUUUUGGUAUACCAUCAUGUCAUGGGAAAACAAGCAAGUAACCCCUCCAAACCCACUGUCACUUAAACGAAAGCAAGUCACACUAAAAUGUAUGAAUGAGAUUGUAUAAAUUCAUUCAAAUUAUAAUUUAGUUACAAAGUGCCAUGAGAUUAUGUUGAGUAUGGCAGGUAUAUUUAUGCACAUAUUAACAGGACCAAGUUUUACAUUUAUUUUCUUUAAAAGAAUAAACUGACCAGCUUUGCAGACAGUUUGUCAGCUCACCAGUGACACAGGUAGUUAAUCCUCUUGAGUGACAUUUUUUGUCAUGCAGCUGCUGGAGAAAACUGCCAAGAAUGAGACAUUUUACAAAAACUGCUGUCAUACUGAAAGACAUGCAGUAGUGCCAUAGCCAUUCAAACUGACACAGGGCCACUCAGAUUUCUGAGCCAAGUGGACUUUGGAAAAUAAUUAUAUCCUUAAUAAAGGUUUUUUUUUGCACAAUUGUUGUAGGCUGAAAGUCUUCUCACAUUAAAACGUUGUGGCAGAAAUGCAGACUCUCCAAUCGAGUUGCACUAUUUUAAAAACGUAUGCAUCUGCUGAACCUAAAUGUCGCACCCAAUAUGACUUACAAUAUGACUUAUAUCCUGUGUUUAAUUGACAUAACCAUCCUAUACAUUAUAUAAA
Messenger RNA from Paramisgurnus dabryanus, 2856 nucleotides. RefSeq names its product solute carrier family 47 member 4 (gene slc47a4). The record is from RefSeq and is a predicted model, not a curated record. NCBI's taxonomy places the organism in Eukaryota, Metazoa, Chordata, Actinopteri, Cypriniformes, Cobitidae. Gene Ontology annotation, biological process: xenobiotic detoxification by transmembrane export across the plasma membrane. Gene Ontology annotation, cellular component: membrane. Gene Ontology annotation, molecular function: antiporter activity; xenobiotic transmembrane transporter activity.